UACAAAUAACAAAAUCGUGAGCCCCUAGUUCGCCCUAAUUUUUCUCUCUCACACACUAUUACCGAGGCGCCGCUACCAACUCUUCUCCCCGACGUCGGUAGGGUUCCAGCUCGCCGGCGUCGGAUUCUAUCAGUUCUGUCAAGCUCUACAUUCCUCUACUGCAUCCUUUGUUCCUUUGUUCCUUUGUUUCAUGGUCUCUUGAUUUUCCCGGAGUCCCCUGAGGUUUUGGAUCUCAACUCCGAGCAUGCUUCAGCUUCUUUCUCCCCUUCCCUUGCCUCAGUUUCUAGUGAAUCGUCUCGAUGUGCAUUCUCCUUCGUGGUCCCAGCCACGAUAUGUUUCCCUCUGAGUCCCCUGAACGCCCCAAUUGCCUUGGUUUCCGCCGGUCUUACCGUCUCUUCAAACUGUCAACCGCAACAACUCUCCGCUCCUUGGAAUAUUUUCCCCUCACCAAGUGGUUUGCUUGGCUGCAGCUGGACGGGAGCUCUGUUUUGACACUGGAGCCGACAAAGACUUUGACGGUGAAACCUACAUCCUUGGCGCUCCCUAGCACACCAUUGAUACCGCUCUGGUCUAGGUUCGAUUUUCACUCUUUACCAAAAUUCCUGACUUUUAGGAUAUAUUGGUCAAUUGCGUUGCCCCUGAACUGGAAGAUGCUUAGAUUUGCUAAAGCUGUUUUGAACCCAACCUGUUUAGACCUCUGUGUCACCUGGUUGUUUGGUUGUACUCGACAAGAAGUUUCUGAGUGUAGAGUCUGCAUCCUAUCGGGUUUCUCUACUUGGUCAAGUCGGGUUCCCCUCGGUAGUAGAGUCUCGGUUUCUUCUGAUAGGCUUGACAUCUAUUUGUGUCGAGGAAAGUUGAUUACUUUGGUAUGGAGAACUGCAUUGCAGAGAUAUAUUCUUAACCCUGACCCGCCUCUCUGGCGAUUUAUGCUGCUUGCAUCCGUUGAUCAUAUUUGCCGCAUAUCACCAAACCCUCAACUCCUUCAGCCUCAACGUAUAACCAGGCUUGAAGAAUAGGGGCAGUAUGAUCACCAUUCCAAGGAGUAGUGGUUACCCCAACCUUUUCAAGCUUCCCCUUUUCAACCUUAAAACCGCAACCACCCUUGCAGUGAUCGGUAAUCAGAGAAUUCUCAACCCUGCUCACACCUUUGGCAAAGCACUACUUCAUGUAGACCUUCUCAUUUCGAUGAGAUCCUCAGCUUUGACUGUUUCAUUGCCACCCAGUCUUCGAAUCAAGACAGUGGCCACCUUCCUUUCCAAUAACUUGCUCAUGGAAGCUGCAUUGAUAUGUCUUGAUCUCACAGGCUCCAGUUUGCUAUUCAGCACUUGGUCCAUAGCUCUCAAGAUCCUUAUAUCUUUUGCUACUAUCUAUCCCAGUACUCUUGUUGUCUUUGAUUUUGGGGUAUGUCCUUUUCUUUUGUUUAAGCUAUUCUACAUGUUAUGUAUGUUACUUUCUAGUUAAC
This is a messenger RNA of Camelina sativa (false flax), 1462 nucleotides long. The record is from RefSeq and is a predicted model, not a curated record. NCBI's taxonomy places the organism in Eukaryota, Viridiplantae, Streptophyta, Magnoliopsida, Brassicales, Brassicaceae.